AUGGUCGCAGAACACAUCACCAUCCGCAACAACACCAACACGCCCAUCACCCUGAAGCGCAUUGAGCGUUUCCGGGCCCAGGAGCACCAGAAGCGCGACGACAUUACCUCGCUAGCAAAAAAUUUCACACGGGUAUUAACCAACACGACCCGCAGCGAUGAGCCCGCAGCCGCCAUCGACUCGCAUGCUAAGCCCUUCGAGAACAAGGAGGUCAACAUCCGCAUUGACCCCUUCGAGUCAAACAAGACGGACGUGCGCACGUUCAUUGACUCCGACAAGGAGCUCUCGCGGUUGACCUUUGAUGCCGAGGGCCAACGGCAUCAAAUCCAGACGCCUGUGCCGACCUCGGAGUCGGCGACCAUGAAAGCACUGGACGACAAGCCCAAGCACCGCUUCACAGGUAUCUACGUGACGCCGUCAGCGCAACUGACCAUAUUCUCGUCCGCAAACUUGAACGCGUGGAUGCGCGAGCUGCGUGACGACACGCUGGUCUCGGCGCUCUCCAUCCCCGGCACGCACAACUCGCCCACCUGCCACGUCGCGCCGCCGUCGGUGCGCUGCCAGGCGGUUAGCCCGCGCGAGCAGCUCGACAACGGCGUGCGGUUCUUUGAUAUCCGCGUCCAACCCCAGUACCCGCAGGAUGCGGGCAAGGACGAGCUGAUCCUCGUGCACAGCGUGUUCCCGAUCUCGCUGACGGGCAACAAGUACUUCCGUGACCUGAUGCACGAUGUCAACCAGUUCCUGGACAAGAACCCGUCCGAGACGCUCAUUAUCUCCGUGAAGCGCGAGGGACCCGGCGAUGCCACCGAUGAGCAGCUGGCCCGCAUUCUCUCCGACCACUACGCCCGCCCAGACAGCCGCUGGUGGGUGCAGCCCAAGAUCCCCACGCUGGGCGAGGCCCGCGGCAAGGUCGUGCUCGUCCGCCGCUUUGGUCUGAACGACAAUCUCAAGGGUGCACACGGUGGCCACGGCUGGGGUAUCGACGCCGCCGCCUGGGCCGACAACACCCCCAACUCCACCUGUCCCAGCGGCCAACUCUGCAUCCAGGACUUCUACGAGGUCCAGGAGACCACGAACAUCGACAAGAAGGUCAAGUACGUCUCCGAGCACAUCGAUCGCGCCAGCCAUGGCCGCUACCCGUUCGGCGUGCAGAAGGAUGCUGAGGCUACGCGCCGCUACCCCUUCUUUAUCAACUUCCUCAGCGCCAGUAACUUCUGGAAGACCGAUACCUGGCCCGAGAAGAUUGCCGCCAAGGUUAAUCCCGCGGCUGUGGACCACAUUUGCCGUCGCCACAACAACGAAGACGGCGACUGCUCCACGGGUAUUCUGGUCACGGACUGGGUAGGCCAGGACGGGGACUGGGAUCUCGUACGCUGCAUUGUUGGCAUGAAUGCCAAGCUGCGCGAGCGCAAGAACUAA
Molecule: messenger RNA, 1419 nt
Organism: Penicillium alfredii
Lineage: Eukaryota; Fungi; Ascomycota; Eurotiomycetes; Eurotiales; Aspergillaceae
Product: phosphatidylinositol-specific phospholipase C
Exons: 1
Coding region: 1-1419 (472 amino acids)
Biological process (GO): lipid metabolic process
Molecular function (GO): phosphoric diester hydrolase activity
Source: RefSeq, a predicted model, not a curated record